AUGGUGGGCAGUUCUAUAACAAAAGAUGAAUACAUUUUGGCUCUCGAAGACGCAGCAUACAAUGGGAACUUGGAUAUUGUCAAGCUGCUCCUUGACCAGGGGGCCGAUGUGAACGCUCAGGGUGGUAUAUAUGGAAAUGCUCUCCAAGCAGCUGCAUACAAAGGAAACUUAGAUGUUGCUAAGCUGCUCCUUGGCCAGGGGGCCAAUGUGAACGCCCAAGGUGGUGAAUAUAGAAGUGCUCUCCAAGCCGCAGCAUACAAUGGAAACUUGGAUAUUGUUAAGCUAUUCCUUACCCAGGGGGCUGAUAUAAAUGCCCAAGGUGGUAUAUAUGGAAAUGCUCUCCAAGCCGCAGCCUACAAUGGGAACUUGAAUGUUGCCAAGUUGCUCCUUGCCCAGGGGGCCGAAGUGAACGUCCAAGGUGGUACAUAUGGAACUGCUCUCCAAGCCGCAGCACACCGUGGAAACUUGGAUGUUGUCAAGCUGCUCCUUACCCAGGGGGCUGAUAUAAAUGCCCAAGGUGGUAUAUAUGGAAAUGCUCUCCAAGCCGCAGCCUACAAUGGGAACUUGAAUGUUGCCAAGUUGCUCCUUGCCCAGGGGGCCGAAGUGAACGUCCAAGGUGGUAUAUAUGGAAAUGCUCUCCAAGCCGCAGCCUACAAUGGGAACUUGGAUGUUGUCAAGCUGCUCCUUGCCCAGGGGGCCAAUAUUGGCCUUCAUACAGUUGAUUCUCAGCGCGCAUCAUUGCUACAUGCUGCUGUCGCUUCCAAGGACAGGGAAACUCUGAAUCUGCUUCUUGAAGCUGGCGCACAUAUCUACAUGGCCCAAACUGAUGCUUUCAACCAGACGCCACUUCAUAUUGCUGUUAUUCUAUACUAUCCAGGGGUCCUUCAAAUCCUGGAGAGUUCGUUGGAUCUAGCCGUCAAGAACGGAAAGGAGGACCCUCCUGCGCGAUGCUAUUGA
This is a messenger RNA of Penicillium antarcticum, 957 nucleotides long. RefSeq names its product ankyrin repeat domain-containing protein. Gene Ontology annotation, molecular function: protein binding. The coding region runs from base 1 to 957 and encodes 318 amino acids. The record is from RefSeq and is a predicted model, not a curated record. The transcript has a single exon. NCBI's taxonomy places the organism in Eukaryota, Fungi, Ascomycota, Eurotiomycetes, Eurotiales, Aspergillaceae.